CAAAUAAUCCCUGUAUCUGUCAUCGGUCUUUCAAACUUUAUGCUCAGAUUAACAGGCGAAUCGUAUCUGUAGGUGCUUUCAAGGUGUAUGUGACCUCUCGCCCUCUCCCCUGUGACCUCUGAAUCCCGGUUGACCGGCUCCCCCUCCCCCCCCUUCCUCCCUCCCCUUCCUCGCCUGUGGCCGGACUGUGAUCCAUGGCGCUGGAGAAGCUUCUGGGUUUCGGGAAGCAGUUGCUGAGGGUGAAGGUGGUGAACUGUAACACAGAGGACUCUCGUCUGUCUCGAUGUCUCAACACUUUUGACCUGGUGGCCCUGGGCGUGGGAAGCACUCUGGGCGCUGGCGUCUACGUGCUAGCCGGGGCUGUUGCACGAGAGAAUUCUGGUCCUGCCAUUGUGCUGUCUUUCCUGAUAGCAGCCUUAGCCUCAGUGUUGGCUGGUCUGUGCUAUGCUGAGUUUGGAGCCCGUGUUCCCAAGACAGGCUCAGCUUAUCUUUACUCCUAUGUGACUGUAGGGGAGCUCUGGGCCUUCAUCACCGGAUGGAACCUCAUCCUCUCCUAUAUCAUUGGCACCUCCAGUGUGGCCCGCGCGUGGAGCGCCACCUUCGACGAGUUGGUAGGGAAGCGCAUAGAGCAGUUCUGCAGGGAGUACAUGUCCAUGAAUGCACCGGGCGUGCUGGCAGAGUACCCUGACAUGUUUGCUGUUGUCAUCAUAAUCACCCUCACAGGUCUGCUGGCAUUUGGGGUCAAAGAGUCAGCGAUGGUGAACAAGGUUUUUACAUGUAUCAACAUCCUCGUCCUCUUGUUCAUGGUGGUCUCAGGGCUGGUCAAGGGUACUUUGAAGAACUGGCAGCUAGACCCUGAGGAGAUCCUACAUGCCAAUCAUACCAGUAACUCAAGCCUCAAUCUGACAGAGGUCCUGCCAACACGAGAACGUUUAGGAGUGGGCGGCUUCAUGCCAUUUGGAUUUACAGGCGUCCUGUCAGGGGCUGCAACCUGUUUCUAUGCCUUUGUCGGAUUUGACUGCAUCGCCACCACAGGUGAAGAGGUGAAGAACCCCCAGAGAGCCAUCCCUAUCGGCAUCGUGUCCUCGCUGCUCAUCUGCUUCGUGGCGUACUUCGGUGUGUCUGCUGCCCUCACCCUCAUGAUGCCAUACUACCUGCUGGACAGCAACAGCCCUCUGCCUGUAGCCUUUAAAUACGUGGGCUGGGGGGGAGCCAAAUAUGCUGUAGCUGUAGGCUCUCUUUGUGCUCUGUCUACGAGCCUGCUGGGUGCUAUGUUCCCUAUGCCCCGCGUGAUCUGGGCUAUGGCCGACGAUGGGCUGCUUUUCAAGUUCAUGGCCGAGAUCAGCCCCCGCACCAAAACCCCGCUAAUUGCAACCCUCACCUCUGGCAUAGGGGCAGCCAUCAUGGCCUUUCUGUUCGACCUGAAGGACCUGGUGGACCUGAUGUCAAUAGGGACGCUGCUGGCCUACACCUUAGUAGCUGCCUGUGUCUUGGUGCUCAGGUACCAGCCAGAGCAGCCCAGUCUGGUGUAUCAGAUGGCCAGUACCCAGGAGGACGUGGAGCUGAGCGACGGCAUCAGUGUCCCCAGUAUGGGCAUCCUGCCCGGUGUGGAGGAGAGGUUCAGCUUCAACACCCUGCUGUUCCCAGAAAACCCUGAGCCAUCCACAUUGUCAGGCUUCACCGUCAACAUCUGUGCCUCUGUCAUGGGAGCGUUGAUCCUGGCGUUCAGCAUACUGGCGGUGCAGGGGGGCUUUGCCGUGUGGAACAUCAUAGCCCUCAGCAUCAUCUUCAUGGUGUGUCUCUUCCUCACCUUCAUCAUCUGGAGGCAGCCUGAGAGCAAGACAAAACUCUCUUUCAAGGUCCCAAUGCUGCCCUUCAUCCCAGUGGUCAGCAUGUUUGUCAACGUCUACCUGAUGAUGCAGUUGGACAGAGGCACCUGGAUACGGUUUUCAGUCUGGAUGGCGAUAGGUUUCGUGAUCUACUUCUGCUAUGGUAUUCAUCACAGCGCUGAGGCCGCCACGGCCCGCUCGUCCCCGGACACGGAGAUGAUCGGCUUCAAGCACAGCCGCGAGUCAGAGGACAUGCCACCAGAAAAGGAGGCCUUCCUUCACAAUGGAAUCAGUGCCAGGGAAGAGGACGAUGGAGACUUGUAGGAAGCAUUAGAACAUGCUGCACGCAUUUCAACCGGCCCUGACGCCAGUCUGUCUGUGUAAGAGUAUUUCUGACAGGACAACUCCCAGUCCCUCACUGGCCUUAUUCCUUGUAGGGGAAAGAAAUGAUAAAUAACUUUGACAUAAAAUACACAGACCUGUGACGUUCCCCUUCGACAACACAGACAACUGGUGAUGAUACUCAUGCAAAAACUUCUAUACUUCUAUACAGAACUUCUAUAGCCAUAAAUGACACGUUCUAUUAUUUGAGGAUUGUGAUAUAAGCUUGUUACCCCUUGUGUUUGGCCUUGAGGUUCAGCUGCUCAUUAUC
Seriola dumerili (greater amberjack) is the source of this 2481-nucleotide messenger RNA. It is a transcript of the gene slc7a1a, whose product is annotated as high affinity cationic amino acid transporter 1-like. NCBI's taxonomy places the organism in Eukaryota, Metazoa, Chordata, Actinopteri, Carangiformes, Carangidae. Gene Ontology annotation, biological process: transmembrane transport; amino acid transport. Gene Ontology annotation, molecular function: amino acid transmembrane transporter activity. The record is from RefSeq and is a predicted model, not a curated record. Bases 195 to 2153 code for a protein of 652 amino acids. The transcript is spliced from 13 exons. Gene Ontology annotation, cellular component: plasma membrane.